Rattus rattus (black rat) is the source of this 7986-nucleotide messenger RNA. RefSeq names its product unc-13 homolog A (gene Unc13a). NCBI's taxonomy places the organism in Eukaryota, Metazoa, Chordata, Mammalia, Rodentia, Muridae. The record is from RefSeq and is a predicted model, not a curated record. Bases 99 to 5303 code for a protein of 1734 amino acids. The transcript has 45 exons. Gene Ontology annotation, cellular component: plasma membrane; presynaptic active zone cytoplasmic component; terminal bouton. Gene Ontology annotation, biological process: synaptic transmission, glutamatergic; synaptic vesicle priming; synaptic vesicle maturation. Gene Ontology annotation, molecular function: syntaxin-1 binding; phospholipid binding; diacylglycerol binding.
CCGCGCCCCCGGUGCUGAAGCGACAUGGCCGGCGACCGGGCCCCAGCGUAAGCUCUGAGCCCCGCGCUGCGCCCGCCGCGCUCUGGCCGCCUGGAGUCAUGUCUCUGCUGUGCGUGGGAGUCAAAAAAGCCAAGUUUGACGGUGCCCAAGAGAAGUUCAACACAUACGUGACGCUGAAGGUGCAGAACGUGAAGAGCACUACCAUAGCUGUACGCGGCAGCCAGCCCAGCUGGGAGCAAGACUUCAUGUUUGAGAUCAACCGCCUGGAUCUGGGCCUGACGGUGGAGGUGUGGAACAAGGGUCUCAUCUGGGACACAAUGGUGGGUACUGUGUGGAUCCCACUUCGGACCAUCCGUCAGUCCAAUGAGGAGGGUCCGGGAGAAUGGCUGACACUGGACUCUCAGGCCAUCAUGGCGGACAGUGAGAUCUGUGGGACCAAGGACCCCACCUUCCACCGCAUCCUCCUGGACGCACAUUUUGAGCUGCCUUUGGACAUCCCCGAGGAGGAGGCGCGCUACUGGGCCAAGAAGCUGGAGCAGCUGAAUGCCAUGCGUGACCAAGAUGAGUACUCCUUUCAGGACCAGCAGGACAAGCCACUGCCGGUGCCCAGCAGCCAGUGCUGCAACUGGAAUUACUUUGGCUGGGGAGAACAGAAUGACGAUCCCGACAGUGCCGUGGAUGACCGGGACAGUGAUUAUAGGAGUGAGACGAGCAACAGCAUCCCACCGCCUUACUACACGACUUCGCAGCCCAAUGCUUCGGUGCACCAGUACUCCGUGCGGCCACCCCCUCUGGGGUCCCGGGAGUCCUACAGCGACUCCAUGCACAGCUAUGAAGAGUUCUCUGAGCCGCGGGCACUCAGCCCCACAGGCAGCAGCCGCUAUGCUUCCAGUGGGGAGCUGAGCCAGGGCAGCUCCCAGCUGAGUGAGGACUUCGACCCGGAUGAGCACAGCCUACAGGGCUCAGAGCUGGAUGAUGAGAGGGACCGAGACUCUUACCACUCCUGCCACAGCUCUGUGAGCUACCACAAGGACUCACCCCGCUGGGACCAGGAUGAGGAGGACCUGGAGGACCUGGAGGACCUGGAAGAUGAGGAGUUGCCCGAGGAGGAGGAGUUGGAAGAGGAGGAGUUGGAGGAGGAGGAGGAGUUGGAGGAAGAGGAGUUGGAGGAAGAGGAGGAGGAGGAGGUGCCUGAUGACCUGGCCAGCUAUACCCAGCAGGAGGACACCACUGUGGCUGAGCCCAAAGAGUUCAAGCGGAUCAGCUUCCCAACAGCUGCACCUCAGAAGGAAGACAAAGUUUCAGCUGUGCCCAUAGAGGCCCCCGAUGUGUCCAAAGGCAUCCCCAAGGCAGCCACACCUGAAGAGAAGGCAGCUGCGGAGUGUGCACAGGAAGCCGAGCCCCCCAAGUCUGAGGAGAGUUUCAGAUCUCGAGAGGCUGAGGAGGGCCAGGAAGGGCAGGAUGCCAUGUCCAGGGCCAAAGCCAACUGGUUGCGAGCCUUCAACAAGGUGCGCAUGCAGCUGCAGGAGGCCCGAGGAGAAGGAGAGAUGUCCAAGUCUCUGUGGUUCAAAGGCGGCCCUGGUGGUGGCCUUAUCAUCAUUGACAGCAUGCCAGACAUCAGGAAACGGAAGCCCAUUCCCCUCGUGAGCGACCUGGCUAUGUCUCUGGUCCAGUCACGGAAGGCGGGCAUCACCUCGGCCUUGGCCUCCAGCACGUUGAACAAUGAAGAGUUGAAAAACCACGUUUACAAGAAGACCCUGCAAGCCUUAAUCUACCCCAUCUCCUGCACCACGCCGCACAACUUCGAGGUGUGGACGGCCACCACUCCCACCUACUGCUACGAGUGCGAGGGGCUGCUGUGGGGCAUCGCGCGGCAGGGCAUGCGCUGCACCGAGUGCGGCGUUAAGUGCCACGAGAAGUGCCAAGACCUGCUCAACGCGGACUGCCUGCAGCGGGCGGCUGAGAAGAGUUCUAAGCAUGGCGCUGAAGACCGCACGCAGAACAUCAUCAUGGUGCUGAAGGACCGCAUGAAGAUCCGCGAGCGCAACAAGCCUGAGAUCUUCGAGCUGAUCCAGGAGGUCUUCGCGGUCACCAAGAGCGCACACACACAGCAGAUGAAGGCCGUCAAGCAGAGUGUGCUGGAUGGCACAUCCAAGUGGUCUGCCAAAAUUAGCAUCACGGUGGUCUGUGCCCAGGGCUUGCAGGCCAAGGACAAGACAGGAUCCAGUGACCCUUAUGUCACCGUCCAGGUUGGGAAGACCAAGAAAAGGACAAAAACCAUCUACGGGAACCUUAACCCAGUGUGGGAAGAGAAUUUCCACUUUGAAUGUCACAACUCCUCUGACCGGAUCAAGGUGCGUGUGUGGGAUGAAGACGAUGACAUCAAAUCCCGUGUGAAGCAAAGGUUUAAGAGGGAGUCUGAUGACUUCCUAGGGCAGACAAUCAUCGAGGUGCGGACGCUUAGCGGCGAGAUGGAUGUGUGGUACAAUCUGGACAAGAGAACAGACAAGUCUGCUGUGUCGGGGGCCAUUCGGCUUCACAUCAGUGUGGAGAUCAAAGGGGAGGAGAAGGUGGCACCCUACCAUGUCCAGUACACCUGUCUGCAUGAGAACCUGUUCCAUUUUGUGACGGACGUACAGAACAAUGGCGUGGUGAAGAUUCCCGAUGCCAAAGGUGACGACGCCUGGAAGGUUUACUAUGAUGAGACUGCCCAGGAGAUCGUGGAUGAGUUUGCCAUGCGCUAUGGCGUUGAAUCCAUCUACCAAGCCAUGACCCACUUUGCCUGCCUCUCCUCCAAGUACAUGUGCCCUGGGGUACCCGCUGUCAUGAGCACCCUGCUUGCCAACAUCAACGCCUACUACGCACACACCACCGCCUCCACCAACGUGUCUGCCUCCGACCGCUUCGCUGCCUCCAAUUUCGGGAAAGAGCGCUUUGUGAAACUUCUGGACCAGCUGCACAACUCCCUGAGGAUCGACCUGUCCAUGUACCGGAACAACUUCCCAGCCAGCAGCCCCGAGCGGCUGCAGGAUCUCAAGUCCACAGUGGACCUGCUUACCAGCAUCACCUUCUUCCGGAUGAAGGUUCAGGAACUGCAGAGCCCGCCACGUGCCAGUCAGGUGGUGAAGGACUGCGUGAAGGCGUGCCUCAACUCCACCUACGAGUACAUCUUCAACAACUGUCAUGAGCUCUAUGGCCGGGAGUACCAGACAGACCCGGCCAAGAAGGGGGAGGUCCCCCCAGAGGAGCAAGGCCCUAGCAUCAAGAACCUGGAUUUCUGGUCCAAGCUCAUCACCCUCAUCGUGUCUAUCAUCGAGGAGGAUAAGAACUCCUACACACCCUGCCUCAAUCAGUUUCCCCAGGAGCUGAAUGUGGGGAAGAUCAGUGCUGAGGUGAUGUGGAGCCUGUUUGCCCAGGACAUGAAGUACGCCAUGGAGGAACACGACAAGCACCGGCUGUGUAAGAGCGCAGACUACAUGAACCUGCAUUUCAAGGUCAAGUGGUUGUACAACGAGUACGUGGCUGAACUGCCCACCUUCAAGGACCGCGUGCCGGAGUACCCUGCGUGGUUUGAGCCCUUCGUCAUCCAGUGGUUAGAUGAGAAUGAGGAGGUGUCCCGGGACUUCCUGCAUGGUGCACUCGAGCGGGACAAGAAGGAUGGGUUCCAGCAGACAUCGGAGCACGCCCUGUUCUCUUGCUCAGUAGUGGACGUCUUCUCCCAGCUCAACCAGAGCUUUGAGAUCAUCAAGAAGCUGGAGUGUCCUGACCCCCAGAUUGUGGGCCACUACAUGCGGCGCUUUGCCAAGACCAUUAGCAAUGUGCUUCUCCAGUACGCCGACAUCGUCUCCAAGGACUUCGCUUCCUACUGCUCCAAGGAGAAGGAGAAACCCUGCAUCCUCAUGAACAACACACAGCAGCUGCGGGUGCAGCUGGAGAAGAUGUUCGAGGCGAUGGGCGGGAAGGAGCUGGACGCCGAGGCCAGUGGAACCCUGAAGGAACUGCAGGUGAAACUCAACAAUGUCCUGGAUGAACUCAGCCACGUGUUUGCCACCAGCUUCCAGCCACACAUCGAGGAGUGUGUCAGACAAAUGGGUGACAUCCUGAGCCAGGUGAAGGGCACGGGCAACGUGCCCGCCAGUGCCUGCAGCAGCGUGGCACAGGACGCAGACAACGUGCUACAGCCCAUCAUGGAUCUUCUGGACAGCAACCUCACCCUGUUUGCCAAAAUCUGUGAGAAGACGGUUCUGAAGCGGGUGCUGAAGGAGCUGUGGAAGCUGGUGAUGAACACCAUGGAGAGGACCAUCGUCCUGCCGCCGCUCACUGACCAGACGAUGAUUGGUACCCUCUUGAGAAAACAUGGCAAGGGCCUAGAAAAGGGCAGGGUGAAACUGCCAAGCCACUCAGACGGGACACAAAUGAUCUUCAAUGCCGCCAAGGAGCUGGGCCAGCUGUCCAAACUGAAGGAUCACAUGGUGCGAGAAGAAGCCAAGAGCUUGACCCCGAAGCAGUGUGCCGUGGUUGAACUGGCCCUGGACACCAUCAAGCAAUACUUCCACGCGGGGGGCGUGGGCCUCAAGAAGACCUUCCUCGAGAAAAGCCCGGACCUUCAGUCCCUGCGCUACGCCCUGUCGCUCUACACACAGGCCACCGACCUGCUCAUCAAAACCUUCGUGCAGACGCAGUCAGCGCAGGUCCAUGGUGGAAAGGGGACUAGGUUUACCCUUAGUGAAGACGUUUGUCCUGAGAUGGGCUCGGGUGUGGAAGACCCUGUAGGUGAAGUGUCCGUCCACGUGGAGCUGUUCACGCAUCCGGGAACUGGGGAACAGAAGGUCACAGUGAAGGUGGUGGCCGCUAACGACCUCAAGUGGCAGACUUCUGGCAUCUUCCGUCCGUUCAUUGAGGUCAACAUCGUUGGACCUCAGCUCAGCGACAAGAAACGAAAGUUCGCCACCAAAUCGAAAAACAACAGCUGGGCGCCCAAAUAUAACGAGAGCUUCCAGUUCUCCCUGAGCGCCGACGCGGGCCCCGAGUGCUACGAGUUGCAGGUGUGCGUGAAAGACUACUGCUUCGCGCGCGAGGACCGCACGGUGGGGCUGGCGGUGCUGCAGCUGCGGGAGCUGGCUCAGCGCGGGAGCGCCGCGUGCUGGCUGCCGCUCGGCCGCCGCAUCCACAUGGACGACACGGGGCUCACAGUGCUGCGUAUCCUGUCGCAGCGCAGCAAUGACGAGGUGGCCAAGGAGUUCGUCAAGCUCAAGUCCGACACGCGCUCGGCCGAGGAGGGCGGUGCCGCGCCUGCGCCCUAGCGCGCGUUUUGGCGGCGGGGCGGGGCCUGGGAAGGGAUGAGGUCCCGCCUUCCGUAGACCACCGCCUCUCCAGAGGCCACGCCCCUCCACCUCAGUGGCCUUGGCUGGGGAGGCCCUGCCUCCUGCCCCUGGAAAAGCCAUAGAGGGUCCGGUGCCCAGGGCAUGGACUGGGCAGGGCUGCCUGGGAGGCUGGGUCGCAGCCUCUGGUGUCUGCAAAAUACAGUGCGGGAUGGGCUCUCAAAAGCACACGCGCCCUCGGCGCACAGCUGGGGCUGCGGGCACCCCUCUCCGCGGACCCCGCCCUCAGCAGCGGGCCCACUGGCAGCUGGCAACCCCCUGCUCGUGUCACACAGGGUGGGCUGAGCUCCGACGAAUGGCCCAGCCCCCAUCGCUGCUAAAUAACCAUUCAGAAUCUUCCUGAUUCUUCCGGGAGGUCCCGCAGGCCAGGGACCCUCACUGAACCCUCAGGCUGCCAAACAAGAUUCCUGUCCUUGCUCUUCUUUCUGAGACUUUAGUCGGAACCGGCCUAGUCAAGAAGGGGGGCGUUGGAGUUUUCCCCGAGCCAGGAGCCCCCCAUUCCGCCUUUUCUCCAAAUCCAGGCAGGAAAUAACAGAGAGACCAGAAACUAGGAAAGAGGGAGAGAGCGAGAAUAUGAACGUGCAUUUCUGAGGGUCCUGUGCUUGUGGCAGACGGACGUCCCUUUUCUACUUGGCUUGAACCACAGCAUGUUUCCUGAAUGUCACGUGCAGUGACAGGAUAGCAUGCAGGCUCUCAUAUAUGAUCCAGGUUUCAUCCAUGGAGCUCAGAGGUUACAUUCCAUACAUUGAUGGGGGACUCACAGUGGAGCUCAGGAGGGAGUGAGUGACUUUCGCUUUAGGACAUCUAACAUGCCUAAAGGGAAAGUGGUCUGAACAGAGAUCACUCAUAGAAAGUUUCUACAUUGCUGGCAUUGUGUGACAUGUGCGAGUGCGUGCGCGUGCACGAGUGCGUGUGCGUGUGUUUUCCAGCCCUAGAAUGUUGAAGAAAGUACAUUGGAAGUGUUUGUCUAGUGAAUUGUCCUGACUCCCAGGCUAGGACUGUUUGAAAUUUCACUUUAUUUACCCAGAGACCUCCUAUUCAUUCUUCAACCCUCAUUACAAAAAUCCUCCCCGACCCGUACAAAAGAAUUUCUCAAGGACUUCCCCAGCUUAUUCUUGCCCUUCUCUGAUUUGGCCCUGACGUCAUGAGACUAGGGUGUCUAUGCCUGGUUCUGUUUCUCCUAAUCCCCAGCCUCACUUCACAGGAGCCCCAAAUUCCACAGCAUAAGCAGGUCACAGUAAUUGAAGGAAGAUUGUGCCGACUUGAAUUAUGUGUUGAGAGUGGCUGAGGGGUCUGCAUGUGACCCCCAAUUCACACGCACGUUUUUCAUUACAGUUUCUUCUGACUUGACAGACAUCCCUAUGUGGGAGGUGUCCAAGCUGAGCCCCAGGACACAAAAGAAGGAAGCAGAGCAGAGGGCCGAGCUCUGAUCUCAGGACAGCCCCAGAUAUAACAACGUCCUGAAAGGAAGUUACUCCAGGGCCUGGCCUUCUGAGCUCUCACCACCUCCCCUGGCGGCCCAUCGCUGCUGGAGUCCUGCAUUAAAGCACACUGGGGUGCAGCUCCAGUCCCCACACGUCAGGGAUGGUUAGAGACUGGUCUGCAGCAGGCUGGAAUGAGCCACAGCCCCACCCGCAGGAGAGGCAGGACUCAGAGGCAGAGGCCAGGGGGUGAGGGAGGCUACAGUGUGGGCAGAAGGGGGAGGCAGGAAGAGCAGGUGGAAGGAUCUGGGGUCCAGGCUCAUUUAUACCCUACCUAGAAUUCCUCAGUUAGGGGGCUGGGGCGGGACUCAGCACCUGCCACUCAUGCAUUGUUCUAGGUUCAUUUCCCAACACUGAAAAAUCGAAAAGGUCCUGCAUCAGCUCACCAUGUCUGGGCGAUUCAGCACUUGAAGGGUCGCCCUCUGCACCCCAGUCCGUUUCAGGCCCCAGGGCCUGUCGCCUCACCUGCCCCAUCAGACAUGCAAAAAAUCAAGUGCACUCAGAACUCCUGGGGACCUCUCCCAGCCUGGACUGCAGACCUGUCAGGUCCCAAGGGCGGCCCUGCUGGGGGUGGGGUUGGCCUGGCUCCGCCCACCCCACCCCCACCCCAGCAUCUUUCAGGACCAAAGCUGGCUCUGCAGACCUGUCUCCCUCUCCUUUUUGCCUUUUAUUAUUUUAAAAAGUGAAUUCAGUUGAGCUGUUUAGUCCGACCCUUCUCAGCCACAGCUGCUGUGUUGACGCAAGUGACAAGCGAGGGUCCCCUGCACCCCAGAAGGUUCUUGACCCCUACCCCUGCCACGCAGCCCAGGGAGGCCCUCUGACUCGCCUUUCUUAGCAUGUGAUUGCAAAGGUAGAAUCCCAGCGUCGUGCUUCUGGUUUGGUUUUUUGGGUUUUUUUUUUUUUUCUUUUGGAGGAUUUUUUUAAGUAUCACCCCGUUAGUCUAGCAUCUUUCAAGAUGCCCUCAAUUCUCAGUCAACACGUGACUUGGGACACAUGUUCAAAAUACCCGGGGAGUGUUCAUGAGUGCAUGGCGUUGAGAUGUUUUGCACUAUUCUGAAUUUUUGGUCUCUGUAAAAAAUAUUUUAUUAACAUUAAAAAAGAAAGAAAAAGAAAAACACACAGAG